AUGUCGCAUUGUGCAUCCAUCCUGCUCCUCCGAGUGUGGGAAGAGCACAUGCCAUGUUGCACCAGUUCUGUCCCCCAUGUUUUCUUCACCGGGUGCAAAUGCUUUCUUGCCUCUUGUCAUCUCCCUCCUGUCAUCUGCCCUUCUCUCUCAUUUGCUGCUGCCUUACAUCCCUAUUCCAAGGCCAACCCCGCAUGUCCCCUGCCAUACCUCAUUCCUUCACUCUCCGUAAGCAUCCAUCCCUGUCGUUCACUGCAUUUCUCUGCCUCCUUCCGUGCAGGAAUAUUCCCAAUAACGGCCUCACAGGCUCCAUCCCCGAGUCCCUCACAGCCAUCACUUCCUUGGCGUACCUGUCAGUCCCUUGGCCCUGCUUUCUUUCUUGUCGGGUCUCUUUGCAUUCACUGCUUGUCUCGUUGCCCAUCCCUCUGCUUCACCCUUUCGCCUUUGCUUCAAAUUGUCACGUCCCGUCCCGCUGCCAUUGCCAGGCUUGAGGCACACCUCUCUUCUUCCGUGUCCCCCUGCCUGGCCUCUUAUGCGCCACAGGAACGCGGCAAGCGCAAGCCACUUCAUUGGGGCGUCAUUGUGGGAAUUGUGGCUGCUGUUGUUGUCACAGCGGUGUUUGCUGCACUCCUCUACUUCUACUGCUUCGACAAACCACCAAGGCGCCUCCUCCCUUGGCUUCCCAAACUUAUCAACCCUGAGUCACAUCUGCUGCCUGCCCUUUCUCCGUGCCUGCUCCGCCCCACAGCGCUGGUGAGCAGCAAGGCGGCAGCGCGGGUGUGUCAGGAGUAUUCACUGGCGGCGGUGGUGAAAGCAACCAACGGGUGGUCCGAGGCCAACCUGCUGGGCAUGGGAGGGUUUGGUGACGUGUAUCGCGGCGUCUCUCCCACCGAUGGCACCACUCAGUGGGCCGUGAAGCGAGCCAGGACCGUCACCACCGACUUCGAUAAAGAGGUGUGUGCGAUGGCCACAAAGGACCACCCCAACCUGGUGAAACUACUCGGCUUCUCAAUCGGCAUCACCGGCAAGACAAGGGUCGAGCAAGUCCUCAUCUACGAGCUCAUGCCCAACGGGGACCUCUCGCGAUGGAUCGGGAAAGAGGCAGCAACACCGCUGAGCUUUGAGCAGCGGGUGGGAGUGCUGGUGGGGGCGGCACGCGGCUUUGAGUAUCUCCACAGCUUCCCCAUCAUUCACCGCGACAUCAAGCCCGCCAACAUCCUGCUUGAUGACCGCAUGCAGACUAAGAUUUCAGACUUUGGGCUUGUGAGGAAGGACGAGGGCACAACACUACAGAGCACGCGAGUGCUGGGAACACCGGGCUAUGUGGACCCCUCUUAUGCCGCAACCAACAAGGCCACCACCGCCACUGAUGUCUACAGCUUCGGCAUUCUCAUGCUUGAGCUCAUGACAGGCCGCAACGUCAUCACCGAUUCUUUCAGCAUUCCCUUCGAUGAGGAGGCGGGUCAGCAGCUGCACAUCCUUCCCUGGGUCCAGCAGCAGCUGGCACAAUCCGGCAGCAACAAGGGGGUGGUGGCAGUCCUCAAGGACGAGCGCAUGGAUGCGCGGGAUGACUUGGUGUUGAGGGUGGUGCAGCUGGCACUGCGAUGCACCGACAAGCAGAGCGCCACGCGGCCGGCCAUGGGGGUGAUCGCAGCCGAGCUGGAGGCCGUGCUGGUGGGGCUGGGCGGCGCACACAGAAAUGCUGGUCCCCGUCAGGUGGAUCAAGAGGUUGAGUUGCAGAAGAAGUCUGUUACCAGUACGACUUUGGAUACGGAGAUUGAUCGUCUAAAUGACCUGUUGUGCGUUGAUGGCGUUGAAAUGCCAUGA
This is a messenger RNA of Closterium sp. NIES-65, 1824 nucleotides long. The record is from the annotation of a GenBank genome assembly. NCBI's taxonomy places the organism in Eukaryota, Viridiplantae, Streptophyta, Zygnematophyceae, Desmidiales, Closteriaceae.